AUGACUCCGAUAGCAUUGAGGUUGCAAGAGAUGCAAAGGAAUGUGACUACUGUAAUCAAUUGUUCUGCAAAAGAUGUAUUGACAAUUGGUUUAUUCUUAAUAAAAAUUGCCCAAUGUGCCAUAAAGAUAUUAGAAUACGUGGAGCUUCACGUGUGGUCAAGGAAAUAAUUUAGUCAUUUAGGAUAAAAUGCUAGUAUUGCUAAAAAGUAUUUCGACUUGCAGAAAUAGAAUAGCAUGAAAUAUAAUGUGGCUAGGUUACCUGUGAUAAUCCAAUCUUUCUAUUAAUCUUACCUCUCAUGCGCUAAGAAUUACUUAGAUGAGAGUAAAAAUUAUGGAAUCGAAAACCAAUUAGAUUUGGCUGGUAGCGAUCUAUAAGUUUUAAGACGUGUUGAGUGUCUAUCACCACAUUUUAUCUAAAAGAUGCAGAUGAAAUCUAUUACUAGAUUUAGAUGGGAUCCAACAUUUACAUCAGAUGCAAUUGAUUUAACAGCUGACAAUAGAACUGCAUUUUUAGAGGAAGAUACAUAUUUGUUCAGAACCGCUAUAUCAGACAUUGGCUUUGAAUCAGGCCUUCAUUAUUGGGAAUUAGUUGCAGAUUCAAGAACAGACAAUGAAUUAAAGAUAGGAGUGACUAAGAAUAGAGAAAUAGAUUUAAAAACAUCUUUUAGCGAUUACUCUUCUGGUUGGGCAUUUUAUGGAAUUGGUUAACUAAGGCACUGUGAUGGAUCAAAUGGUCCCAAAUAUGGCAAAAGUUUUAAGAGGACAGGUAUACUUGGAGUAUUACUUGAUAUGAGUAGAGGUACAAUAUCCUUCUCCUUGGAUGGAGAAUACCUAGGAGUUGCAUUUGAGGAUGAGGAGUUGAAGAAAGGACCAAUCUAUCCGGCAUUAGCUUUAUUGCAUAUUGCUGGAUGCACACUUGUGACUGACAAGCCUGCACCAGCAAUAUUCUUUACUUAAGCAUGA
Molecule: messenger RNA, 963 nt
Organism: Stylonychia lemnae
Lineage: Eukaryota; Ciliophora; Spirotrichea; Sporadotrichida; Oxytrichidae
Source: the annotation of a GenBank genome assembly